UAAUGCGAUAUCCCACACAGAGGUUUCAACUGUUCUGCAGGCGCCUUGCUAUUAAAAUGCUGUUCGGUGUUAGUGUUAUUUUGGAUGAUGAGAUAACCACAUUACAGCACUGGAAGAUAAGAGCUAGCAUAUAACUUUUAUAAAAUUCAAUAGAAAGUAAUGGAGUUAUUUAGAAUAAAAUAAACAAUUUAAUUUACAAAUAAUGAUGAAUAUUUCUUUCAUUAAGUGUAGCACUGUCUAUCUACAUGGCGGGAGAGCAGUCCCGAUCUCAAUGUGUUUUGACAUGAUUGUGAACACGCCCAGAAUGUGAGCGACUGCGAUAACAUAGUUAUGGCAAGAGCAGGACUUUUACUACACUUUUGAGUAUUCAAAUAACAUGGAAAUUCAGAAUGCAGACACAACUUUAAUGUUAGCCUUUUGAAAUUCGCUUUUAAAACAGAUUUAUUGUUGUUGAAUUUUUUAAUUGUCAACAAAUAAAUAUUGAUGUGUACAGGACAAUGUUAGAAGAAUGUUCAUUCAGAGAACAUUCCCUGAAAUGAUUAUUCUAUAGAAAACUUUAAUGUUAAUCAAUUUUACCUGAAAUAUUCUGGCCAUAGAUAUGCUUACAUAUAUGGCACACUCAGCUACUCUAGAGCUCUUGAUGUGUCCAGACAUCAAGUGUUCUCACUUACAGCCAAAACCAGCAGCUAUUUCUGAAAUCAGUACUUUCUUAUUGCACUAAAGUGAAAUACAGUUUAUAUUAAUUGUCAAUUCUUCGAUAUUGUAAAAACAGUAAGAGUACUUCGAUGACCGACUGUUUCAUUAUGCUGGAGUGUGCAUGGAGAUGUUACUAUUCCAUUAUGUUGUGGGACAGUAUUUCUGUAUGCAACAAAUUUUAUUUAUAACAGAUGGCAAUAACAUUGCUUCCAAAACUAUUUUUUACUACUCAGAAAAAUACUAUUGCAAAAAGGUCAAAUUCAAUUAUAGCUCUUACUCAAACAUUAUGUGAUUGAAAGUUUGAUUUCUACAUUGAGUUAUAUUUUCUAAGACGUCUCAACAUUGCACAGCAUCUAUUUGUAUGAAAAAACAAACAAAAAAAAAAAUUUUUAUAUAUAUACUUUUGUUGUAAGUUACCACCAUGUUUUGUUUUAAUUCAGCAAAAUCCUCUGCUCAAGUCUAUUACAGAUACACAGUAUCAAUUUGUAUUUUGAGUGGUCACAGGUUGGUUCCAAUAUGGUGGACAACUUACAUAUGGGGGUCUACACACAGAACUGUCAAAGAACAAAGUAUAUAAAUAAAUAAAUCUAUGACCAUGGUAAAAUCAAAACCUGUGAAUUGGCAUUUGGCUCGCUUGUUGUUUACUCUGGACUUUUGAUUUUAGGGUCAACAGUAACUGUCCACUUUUAAAAAACCUAAUCAGGAAAACCCUACUGAACUCCUGUGAUAUAUAAAUGACUUUUUAUCACAGUCACACACAGACCUUUAUGAUUUGUUAUAAUAUUUCAAUAUUAGAAUCUUGAUUAUUUUGACCCAAUGCUAACCUUUAGUGAUUUUAUUUUCUGCCGAUCAUUUAGUUACAUGUUUGCUAACGGCCCUUGACCAAGUCAAGAAUAGCGGCCAUCUCUCGUGACGACAGACAAACAGUCAGAUAAAUGUACAGGCAGCCGGCACCAUGACCUCCUUUUUUCACUUUCUUCUGUGAGUAUUGUGCCAAGUCCUCCACCUUUGCAAAUAAGAUAAGAGCACAACUGCAAGAACUCUCCCAGCACCACGGACUACAAAAUGGAAGACCCGUUGGAGAAAGAGAUCCCACCAACUGAAAUAAAAGAUUCAGAUGAAGGAGGAAUUCGGCGGCGACUCAGAGACAGAGAUCUUUUGAAGAAACGAAAAGCAGAGGCAGAAGAAAAAGCAACCAACCAGUGGGUUUAUGGGGCACAGAGCAUUAAAAGAGUCAAAAAGAGGACCACUACUGGCACUCCUGGAAGGAAAGGUCGACCAAGAAAAGAACCAAUAGUUAUUGCAGAAGACCUUGGUCUGGCUCAGGAAGUGGAUCCUUCUCCCAUCACAAUUCCUGUCACAGAACCUGAAUUGCCCACAAUAGCAGAGAUAGAGCCUUUGCAACCAGUUGAGCCACAACAAGAACUGGUGCCUGAAGAAGCAAUAAGUGAAAAACCUCAAGAGGAGUUUUUGAUUGAGGAUCUGGGGCCAGAUGAGGAGGAAGAUAUGCCUCAAAAACACCUGGUUAUCGAUACAGGAGACGACGAGAAGCCAUAUAAUGAUGUGCCUGAACAGAGCUCAAUUGCAAUUCCAAUGUUUGCUCCAGCACCUGAUUCUUCUCAACCAGAUAACCUAAGCCUUACUGAAAAUUUACUUUUCUGAGCACCUCCUUACUAUGGAAACAAUAGGAUUGUGGCUAACUCAUUUAAUACAUUUUAUCUCAAGGGAUUUUAAAACCUGAAACAAUAACAAAUGUAUAUUUAUUCAAAUCCUUAAUGUUUUCAUGUACAUAUGCCAAUCGUUAUUACUUCCAGUCAAAUACAAACAUUAACUAGAUAUAUUAAGAAAGAAUUGUUUGUUAGUUGUUACAUUAAGGUACUUUUGUGCCCCCUAGUGAUUGUAAAUUGCAAAGUAAUAUUUUGCCUCCAUGACAAAUCUUUGUUUAGAUUGUGUUUGUACAACUGACUAUUUUACAAUAAAUGACCGUCUUUGUCUACAGUAAUUUCA
This is a messenger RNA of Danio rerio (zebrafish), 2703 nucleotides long. The record is from RefSeq and is a predicted model, not a curated record. NCBI's taxonomy places the organism in Eukaryota, Metazoa, Chordata, Actinopteri, Cypriniformes, Danionidae.